AUGAUGAGGCUGGUAAUGGUUUCAAAGCCAUUUGUAUGCGUGUAUGCGGAAGGUUUAGGAAUUUCUGCAACGCUGCUCUUCGGUGUCUUCCGAUGUGAAGGGGAAAACAGUAGCAAUUCCCCAAAUUCCCCAAACCAGGAAAAUCAGAGCGCAUCUUUAAACACUUUUAAGGAAAUGAACAACCUCAGUUUCAAGAGGAAAAGAAAAAACCCUUCUGAUGUGUUACCUUUCAUUGGGUUAACACGUGCCCAUGAGCUGAACAGCAGCUGCUGCCAAAAUGGAAGAACCUGUUUCCUGGGGACUUCCUGCAUAUGUCCCAAGUAUUUUACUGGUAGACAUUGUGAACACGAUAAACGUAUCAGAUUCUGUGGGAUGGCGAGGCAUGGGGAGUAGACCAGGGAUGGUUGCCUGUUCUGCCAGUGUGUCCAUGGUGUACUUCACUGUUUUCCUCAUGGUUUGAGAGAUCGCUGUG
Molecule: messenger RNA, 472 nt
Organism: Eurypyga helias (sunbittern)
Lineage: Eukaryota; Metazoa; Chordata; Aves; Eurypygiformes; Eurypygidae
Product: cryptic protein-like
Exons: 5
Source: RefSeq, a predicted model, not a curated record